AUGAGGGGCUCAGACUCUCCUUCUCCAAGACCCCGCUAUGCAGCACCAACUGCGUCCGUAGCAGCAACACCAGUACCAACGACAGCAGCAGCAGCAGCAGCACUUGCUGCUGAUAGCAGCAGCGCGAUUGAAGUUGCAUCCCUCAGACGCAUUGGGGAUUUUUUGCGGCUUAUUGAGGAGCAGCACCGCAUGCAGCAGCAGCAGCCUGGUGUGGCUUUUCUAACGUCUGCGAGCUGCGCUGACCAAUCUGACAGCAGCAAAAGGUUGCAACAGCAGCAGCAGCAGCAGCGGCUUGUUCCUGCUCUGCGGGGCCUGUUGUUCGAUUUGAAGGUGCUAUGUGAUCAUGCUGAGUCUCACGACAGCAGCAGCAGCUGCUGCGCGGGCAACGAAUUAAGAAUCAGCAACUACUUCCCUAGUAGCAGGGACGGCGGCGCUUCGGCAGCAGCAGCAGCACCUUCUCUGCGGUCCACCAUUGAAGAGCUCCUGCAAUCCAGGGGACCCUUGGCUACAGCUGAGCAUAAAGGGCUCCUGCGCUCCCUCCUUAACAGUGAGGACCCGCAGAAAACGGUCAAUUCAAUGCAGCAGGAUGGGUGUGCUGCUGCUACAGCUGGAGGCACUUCUGCUGCUACCUGCGCAAGCAGUAAGUUUCUCGAUAGCUGCAUUAGUCCAGUUCCUUCAACCUCAUCCUCGGCUGCUGCUGCCUCGCCUGUGGUUGCUGCUGCUGGCAGUACUUCAGGCCGGCCCACUGACUUGGGAGCAGCAGCAGCAGCAGCCGCAGCCACAGCAGCUGCAGGGGGUGCUGCUGCCGCUGCUGCUGCAGCAGGGGCUGAAGCGGCGUUGCGCGUGCUGCGCGAUGAAGCAACAGCAGCAGCAAAGGCUGCUGUUGCUUCCCCUCGGCUUCUCUGUGUUGGGGGGGGUUCGCUGCGUAGUGCCGAUGCUGUGAGACUAUGUGGGUUUGUGGAGGCCCCCAGCUCUGCACGCUUUCUUCCCAAGUAUAGAGGGGGCCCACGCUGCUGCACUCCGUCGGGCGCAGCAACAGCAGCUGCAGCAGCAGCGGCGGCCGUAGCAGCAGCACCUGCAACAGGUGCAACAGCAGCAACAGACAGCAGCAAGCUCUAUCAGGCCUGGCUGGAUGGCGCUUACAUCCCUCAGUUUGACGAGAACGAUACAUACACUGACGAAACAGAUCCAGGGUACACUCCAAUCGAUAUGACAGAAGCAGAGUUUCUUGCUGCCUUUUGUGGGGCCCCACAGCCCCCCCAGGGGGCUCCCCAAGAAAGUUCCUCACCAUGGGGUCCCCCACAGUGCGAAGGCAUGCACCCACUGCUUGCGCUUGGCGUUGAACCCGCCGUGGACGUCGUGGGGGCCAGAAUGGAAAUGGCUGCUGCAGCAGCAGCUGCUGCAGCAGCAGCUGCUGUUGCUGAUUGUGAUGACUGCCGUAAGCCACAGCAGCACAACCACUUGCAGCAGCAGCAGCAGCAGCAGCAGGAGGUGCAGCAGCAGCAGGCAACGCGAGGAUCAGCAGCACCAACUGGUGCUGCUGAUGCCGCUUCUGCGGGUGCUGCUGCAGCGUUUAGCAGCUGCACUCUUUUUAGAGUGGGAGAUAACAGCAGUGGCAACAACAGCAACGGAGGGAGAGGCAGCAGAGCUACAACUCGCCCCUCUUCUCCAGCCUUCGGGGCCUCCUCUUUAGUUGCAGCGGCCCCUUUAGAAUCAUCAGCAAGAGGAGCGGACGUAUGGAAGCAGCAGCAGCAAGAUCGGCAGCAGCCAGACACUCCCUCUCACUUCGGCCGAUCUGUGUCGUUUGAAGGUUGUACAGACACACAGCUGAGCGGGAUCCCCCAACCACCAGUGCCUGCAGACGCAGCAGCCUCAACUGUACCAGCAGCAACAACAGCAACAGCAGCUCAAAGCACAGGAGCAGCAGGGUCGGAGGAAUGCCCCGCAGUGUCUUCUGAAGAUGAGCUUGCGGGUUGCGGCAUGCAGGACCAGGUAGGAUCUGCGGAUUCAGCGGCACGUAUGCUUAGCCAGCAGCAGCAGCAGCAGCGAAGGCAGCAGGAACUGGAGAAACAGCAGCAAGAAGCGUACCUGGCAGCGCGGACAUGGGAGGAGAGGUACUGCGAUGGGGAUAAGCAGCGCUUCAGGCAGCAGCAGCAGCAGCGCGCUGCAGCAGUACACGCCAAUGUUGCCUAUCCGCCCUCGGCAGACCCUGCCUACCCGAGGGCGUGCAGGGUCAAGGGCUCCUGCAGCAGCAGCAGCAGCAGCAGCCCUGGGUUCCACCCUGCUGACGACCCGACCAUGUAUGAUUGCUUCAGUCUCAAGGUCGUCUUCAAGAGAAACAAGACAGGUUGUGCUGGUCACAAAGAAAUGGUGCUGCCAUCUGGGACCCUCCUAGCAGGCAGGUACAGAGUGCAGCAGCAGGUCGGUGCGGCGGCAUUCUCCCGCUGUCUUCAGGGCAUCGAUGAGUGCACGGGACAAAGGGUGUGCUUAAAGGUGAUGAAGAACGCGAAGGAGUUUUUCGAUCAGUCUUUGGACGAGGUAGCAGUGCUGCGUUUGCUGCUGGCCAACGGCGACCCCGAUGAGCACCGCUUUUUGCGUUUAUUAGACUGUCUGUAUGUAGAGGGGCAUUUGGUGUUGGUGACUGAACUACUUGAUGAAGAUCUCUACACGUUUAGCACCGCCUUGAAGCGGCAGCGGCUUCCUUCCUUCUGGAGCUUGGGCCGGUUGCAGCGAGCAGUUAAGGAUGUUCUCCUUGCCUUGCAGUUCGUUCACAGCCUCCAUAUUAUCCACGGCGAUCUUAAACCCGAAAACAUUCUCGCAUGCUUUUCUGCGUCCUUGGCAGCAAAGCUCCAGCAAAAACAACAGCAGCAGCGUCUCAAUUACAAACUUGAAGCAGCACGGAGGCAAACCAACGGGAACUGCGGCACAGCACCUUGCGACAACCUUCAUUAUGCCGGCGAUAGCAGCAGCAGCAGCAGUACCUGCAGCACUGGUAGCAGCAGCACAAUGAGCAGUAGCAACGGUAGUACCCUCAGCAGCAGCAACAACAUCAACAACGGAGGGAUGAUGCCGUCAGGUGGUUCGUUCUUUGACUGGGAUUGUUUGGAUUUGUUUCGCGUGAAGGUUAUUGACUUCGGCAAUUGUUGUUUCACCAGCGACGAGCUUGUGGUGUAUACCCAGUCUCGUUCUUACCGCGCUCCUGAGGUGUUGCUGGAGCUGCCUUAUUGCCAGCAAAUAGACAUAUGGAGCUUGGGUUGUAUUGUGUACGAACUGUGGACGGGCGAAAUGUUACUUGGCUGCUACUCUGUGCCUUCGCUGCUUGCAAAGAUGGUUGGCCUCCUGGGGCCCAUUCCUAGCUACAUGGCCCGCUGCAGCCCUCUGAAGCACCAGCUGCUCGACCCUGAGGGCUUUCUGUAUAGAUUUAUAGAUAACAUUUCUUGUGCCCAGGAACACCGGCAGCAGAACCUCGCUCUGCAGCAGGAACCCUCUCUCAGCUGCGACCUCAGGUCCCCAGAUGACACCCUCCUUAGCCUGGUGCAGGAACACCUUAAGAAUGGACAAACCCGCAACCCCAGACAGAUGAACUGCAGCAGCAACAAUAACACCACCAGCAGCAGUGGUAUUGGGAGCAGCACCAGCCGAAUUGUUCGGUUCUUUGUACCCAAACGCACAAGCCUCCAUCAGCGCCUCCGCUGUACAGAUGAUGUCUUUGUUGACUUCGUCUCUAAAAUGCUCCAAAUCGACCCUUGCAAACGCUGGACAGCUAAGCAGCUGCUAGCCCACCCAUUCCUUGCCCCCGGCCGCUACAUAGAUGGCAUCCAGGCACCGUAA
Molecule: messenger RNA, 3831 nt
Organism: Eimeria maxima
Lineage: Eukaryota; Apicomplexa; Conoidasida; Eucoccidiorida; Eimeriidae
Product: CMGC kinase, Dyrk family, putative
Exons: 3
Coding region: 1-3831 (1276 amino acids)
Biological process (GO): peptidyl-threonine phosphorylation; peptidyl-serine phosphorylation
Cellular component (GO): cytoplasm
Molecular function (GO): ATP binding; protein tyrosine kinase activity; protein serine/threonine kinase activity
Source: RefSeq, a predicted model, not a curated record